Papaver somniferum (opium poppy) is the source of this 1347-nucleotide messenger RNA. Its product is annotated as F-box protein At1g47810-like. Gene Ontology annotation, molecular function: protein binding. The coding region runs from base 1 to 1347 and encodes 448 amino acids. Lineage: Eukaryota; Viridiplantae; Streptophyta; Magnoliopsida; Ranunculales; Papaveraceae. The record is from RefSeq and is a predicted model, not a curated record. The transcript has a single exon.
AUGGAAGUCAAUGGCGAUUCUAAUGAUAUUCCUCUAGACAUACUUCUACAAAUAUUCCACAAACUACCUGUUAAAUCUUUGAUCAGAUUCAGUUGUGUAUCUAAGUUAUGGUUUUACUUAAUCAACAAUGAUCAACAACAAUUCCACAAGUUUCACAUGGUUGAAUCUCAAAAGCAGCCAACUCUCAUAUCUACUUUCCAAGAUACUUACAAAAAGAAGAGAUUCUACUAUGUAGAGAAUGAGGAACAUGGUAAUACUAGUAAUGCCGAGCUCAUUGCUUAUCAAAAAGACAAUGGUUAUAGGGGUCUCGAGUAUAUGAUGGGGUAUUGUAAUGGUUUAGGUUGUUAUUGGAACUAUGGCGUACGUCGAGAAUCUUAUAAUGGUGAAUGGGUUUAUUUCUCACUUGAAAUUUGUAAUCCUAGUAGGAUUGAGAAGCUAAUCAUUGUCUCCCGUUUCAAGAGUAGGGUGGAUGAACAAAUCUGCGGCUUCCGAAUUGGAUACAACCAGUUAAGUGACGAGUAUAAGGUGAUGUGUAUCAUGAAAUACGAGGAUGAAUAUGAAUAUUACAUCUUUACACUAGGUAGUACUAACCCAUGGAGAAAGAUCAACAACCCAUGGCCGAAACAACGUCCGACGAAUUGUUUUCCAUCUAGUAGUAGAAGAAGGGUACCGCCAAUCUUUUGCAAUGGAACUCUCUUUUACGAGGCGGUAAAAAAUGAAGCAGAAGAAGAAAAAUAUAAACGUUUCACUUUGGUAUCUUUCGAUUUCCAGGGUGAGAAGUUUCAAAUGAUUAGACUUCCUAGUGAUGAUGAAUUUGUUACCAUUUUUAAUAAUGGUGGUUUUUCUCAGCUUGAAUAUGAAGGAUGUUUCUGUUAUUCAAGUAUGGAGAAAUUCGAUCCUUAUAGAGGCAAGGUGGUACUUUGUAUAUUGAAAGACACAGUUCAACACGUUUGGGUUAAGAAAACUAUCAAGUUCGUUCUUCCAAAAGAGCUAGACAAUCAUGCUCUUCCUGCUAGUGCCGGUAUUGUGAUUUUUUUUAACCAAGUGAUUCUAUAUUGGAGGUUGCACGAAAAACAACAGGAUUGUCAUGCCAUCUAUAAUUUGCAUUCAAAUAAAUUAAAGGAAGUUCAAAUUCCUAAUGAAUGCUAUGGUAAUGAUUAUGAGUAUUGCAUUUCCAGCCACGCAGAAAACUUUCUUUCAUUAAAGCAUUUUGCAACCAAGACGGGCGAAGGAAACACAAGAGAAGUACUGGAGGAAUAUAAGAAGACUUCUUAUCUUAAGCGGGAACAUUUUAACGACAUGCCAACAAGUGACCCAGCAGUUAUUUCUUUUCUAGACCCUUUGUGA